GCCCACUCGCAAUAUUCACUACAAAUCAGAAAGACAACACAACCGAGGAAGUGUGUGUCUCUUCAAAUUCCUUUAGCAAUUAUGCAUCUGAGCAUGUAGGUCUAGUGCCCAAAGUUUCGCGUCAGGCUUUAUUUUGAAGGAGAUUCAUCUGCGUUAGCUUCAGUGACACUCCGUCCAAAGCAGCUUUCUGUGGAACCGCAACACGUGGAAAUCCACGGCCACGAACCGGCUGAUAAAAACCUUUGUACUCAACACGGAGCCGCCGACGUUAACGUGACACAUAGAACAUGGACUAUCUGCCAGAUGACAACUCCAGGUACAAAGAUGUUGAGUACUGGGAUGAACGGUAUAGGACGGAGCAGUGCUACGACUGGUUGGGCAGCUUCUCCAAGUUCCAGCACAUCCUGGAAAAACACGUCAGGAAGGAUGAAUCUAUUCUCAUACUUGGAUGCGGAAACAGCAGCAUGAGCGGUGACAUGUACGGCGCCGGCUACCGCUCCAUCGCUAACGUGGACUACUCCUCGGUCUGCAUCGGCGCCAUGAGCGCCAGGCACCGCGGCUGCACGGGGAUGAGCUGGCACCAGAUGGACGUGCGGCGGCUCGGCUUCCCCGACACGGCCUUCGACGUGGUGCUGGAGAAGGCCACGCUGGACGCCAUCAUGGUGGAGGAGAAGACGCCGUGGGAGGUGGGGCCUCAGACGGGCGCUUUCAUUCACCAGGCACUCACGGAGAUUAGCCGCUGCUUGAAGCCUGGAGGGCGGUUCGUGUCGAUCACCUUCGCCCAGCCCUUCUUCAGGAAGCGCCUCUAUGCUCGCGGCGAGUACGACUGGUCAGUCACACAUCACAGCUACGGAGAAGGCUUCGAAUACUUCGUCUAUGUCAUGACAAAGGGCGAGAAGCUCAGUCCAGCGGAUGCAGCUCUGGAGAGGAAGCAGCGGGAGGACCUCCACCCGGCUCCUCCCGUCCUCGCAUCAGCACCAAGUGACGACGAGGAGGACUUUCUGUGCAAUAUUGAUUUAUGAAACGACUUUUUAAUCCAAAGGAAGGUUAUUGUUCUUAUUGUUUCUGCCUCAGCUCCUCCGAUUGUGUCACAGUCCGUCUGUGGCAGCACCAGCCUGUCUGCCCAAGACAAAGCAACACAUCUGCACAAGCACAUACAGUAACAAACCCUGUGUUAAUGUCUAUUCAUACUGUACGUCAGUGAGACCCCCCCCUCGCCCUCCUUUAGGUUCCACCCAAAACGAGUCGUCCACCGACACGCCGGCGCCGCAUGUGGCCAUAAACACACACAAGUAUAAUAGUUUGUCCUGCGCGUUGUUUGUUCAGGAAACAUGAGACCUUGCUUAAAUAUAGACCAGAAAGGGGAGAGAGAGAGAGCCGGGCGUGCAGACAGGCGGGAUGGCUGGUGACUGGAGGAGGGGGACCACAUUAAUAAAGGAGAAAUCAUUUAUUUUUAAUUCUCCACUGAGAUCUAAUUACCGACUAUUUUUAAGACUUGAAAAAAGGUGUGUGAUUAUUCAGACGCCUCGUGUUACGUCCCAUGAUUUGUCGGCUGCUGGGAGGCUGCGAGGGUCCGUUUUACAUCAGAUGCAACGUUGUCUCGCUAAUCUCUCAUAUUUUGUAGCCGUUGUAGGGCUUUCAGUCAUAUUGCAUCAUGGGCAGGCCAACAGUCCCCUUUAGUUACUGUUGCCAGGUCUGUCCAAGUCUCUGUCUGCACUAAGGAUGUAUUAUAAGAGCUGCUUCUAGUGGGACAUUGUAACUUAAAAUCCCCUGCAGGCCAAAAGCCUUUUUUUCCAUGUAAUGUGGCCCGUGCAGCAGAAAUAAACCCAGAUCCGUGGCUCUCACGCAGUAAACAACAUACGAUGCCAAUGGUGGACAAUGAUGUCGCAAUUUCAGAUCUAGAGUCCAAGAAGACUUAGAGUGGAGAGAAAUAUACAGAACCCGACCAGGUUCUUUAAGGUUGAUACACUAACAGAGUGCAUGGGAGUGCUGUGUUACCACGUUCUUUGGCUGUAGGCUCCCACAGUGCAGCGUCUGAUGGAUUCAGGACUGUGGAAAGACGGAGGAGUUCGGCCUCCUCUGUGUUAAUAAAGGAGCGCAGUGGAGUCCACUGCUUGCAGUUCAUUCAGGCUGAGUGAUGUGCAGUGGCGGAGACCCCAACAGUGAGAUUUAACUUGACUAGACUUAGCUUAUAUAACCACAGAGCAGGGCUCAGUCCCCGUGCAGGAGAGCUUUAGCCACCGCCUUCCUCAAAAUCUUUUGAUCUUCGCUGAGUUUUUUGUUUCCUCGGCUGAUUGCCUGUCAUGCAGGUGUCUGAGGCUUUGAUUUAAUAUAGAGGCCUGUGUGCGCGAGAGAGUAGAGACUUUUCUCUCUUGCUGGUAAUUGUCCUCCAUGCUUUGUUGCCCAAGGGCAGCAACAGCGCUAAUCUACUGCAUGCUCAAUGCUUUUCUCUCGCUGUCUGUCUCUGGUUGACUUUCCCCAUCACUCGUCUCCGCUCACCGUCGGUGAUUAUUACACAAGGUGAUUAAUGGGCCGGGGGAGAGAAUGAAAGAGGUAAUUCUUCUACAGACAAUUCUGAUCUUUUCUGUGACUUGCCUUUUGUGGUCAGAUGGAUAAUCUGGUCAAAACUAUGUAAACAUGGCGGUUGUAAUACAGUAAGAUGAAAAUCCACCCUCCUGAUCGUUCGCGCAAUCACCAGUUAUUCCUGUUGGUGGAAACCAAUCUGCAUCAGACUACAAAAAGCCCUGCUGCUGCUUUCAGCAGCUCUGUACGUCUGCCCGUCUCCCCCGGGGCGGCAUAAUGGCAUAAUAUACUGUAUGGCAGGCUUACGUAACGGGGGCAGGAAUAUUAAUGGACGUCCACUCAGGAUGGGCCCAAAGUGGAUUUAGAUCAAAGCGCCGGCCUCGCUGGUUUGAACCAGGGGCUGAGAGUCGCUCUCUGCUGCGUGUGUGCUUGUCUGUUUGACGGAUGACAACAGGGGCCACGAUGGCUCUGAAGAGCUACGGCGAGAGUCAGAACUAGUAUCUUAGCAUAACACACUGAACGAAUGAACAUCUAUUAGCAGCACCUAGCUAACAGUCAUGUAGUCUACUAGGACUAUUGCAGCUUUUUGCUUUCCUCCUGUAUUAUAUAACAGUUCAGAGAGUCAUCACCACUGGCAUCAGAAACUGGAAACUGGAAAUGGUCACAUGUCCACAAACCCAUGACACACAGUUCAAUAUCCAGCCAAAUAUGUCGGUCCGGUUCCGCCCAUUGGCGUGAAGAGUGUAAAUGUCCGUGACCUCCGACAGACGCAUCCUCCACAACAGCGCUGAUGCUGUCGGGACAAUCGAUAAUCCCACUGAUGCUGACGCUGAUGACGUUCUGUUGAUGCCCCGUUGUCGGACUGGAAGCGCAGUUCAGAGGACAGUCCAGAUCAGUGCUUGUGUUUUGUUUUUAUUCCUGCGUCCCGACACCGCGGAUGCUCUGUGACACUGCAGGCUCACGGCCUCUCACCGAGUUGCGACCGGCGCUCGGUGCGGCUUCUCGUAGCGCAGGUGGAGGAGAGGCGAUUAUCGGCCGACACAAUUUCCUGAGUGACACACUUGGCAAACAGCGUAGUACAGUGUUCGUCGCCUUUCCUCCCACCUGACAGCUUUGACUAAUCACAGGUCACUGUUCGUGUAAUAAAGCAGUGAUUGACAACCAGAGGUGCUAAUUCAGGAAAGAACAAAGAAUUAGGACAGAAUAACAAACAGACGUCCACACAUUUGUGUUCAGUGAGACAAUGAAGACACAGAUGGGACUCUUACUGUGUGUGCUGUGAUAUCUACAUAGUACUGUAUAUACGGUCACAGUAUGUUUCUCACGCCUCCAAAUGGUUUUUAUAUAAAUCCAAAUGAGAAAAAAAAAAAAUAAAUAAACAGAUUGUAGCAUA
Molecule: messenger RNA, 3916 nt
Organism: Betta splendens (Siamese fighting fish)
Lineage: Eukaryota; Metazoa; Chordata; Actinopteri; Anabantiformes; Osphronemidae
Gene: ece2a
Product: endothelin converting enzyme 2a
Exons: 4
Coding region: 288-1022 (244 amino acids)
Molecular function (GO): S-adenosylmethionine-dependent methyltransferase activity
Source: RefSeq, a predicted model, not a curated record